GCUACGCCUCCAUGUGCACGGAAAGCCUGGGGAAGUACUGUUAGACCACAAAGCCCAAAUAAGUGCAUGUGACAUUUUGUCAUUUAUUUUAACAGAAUUGUGAACGAGAAAAGAUGGUUAAAAUUGGUGUCCAGCCCCCUCUUGGGCUUCAGAGUGAAAAGAAGGACGAGAGCAGUGAAGUCCUUAUCUGUACCACUCCGUACUCACAGGAUUUGCAGGCGAAGCAAAAGCGGUGUAAUCUCUGCUGUUUGAGCUUCACUUUGGUCAUUGUUCUCUCUGGGCUUGUGUUGGCAUCGUACUUUAUCUACAGAUAUUACUCCGUGGUUUCAUGGUGUGGUGUAAUUGAACCAAACUUUGAAGACUAUCAGGUUAUGGUCUGCGAGCUUCACUAUGACGACGAGGGUAAUGCAUAUUAUGCCCUUAGAAGUGAGCCAAAGAUGCAGGAGAUUGUGAAAUUCGAUUCUGAUGAUGACUACGAGCUCAUAGAUAAUGAGAGUGACAAUGCAAUGGUUAUACAUGACUUCCAGAAGACAUUGACUGCUUAUCUGGAUUACACUGUAGAUGAGUGCUAUAUCACACCAAUGAACACACAAACUGUGAUGCCCCCAAAUGCUUUUCACGACCUGCUGGUUGAGAAUGGGAUGUCUUUGACUGAUGGGCACAUUGUUAAAGAAGAGUUUACCAUCGGCGAUGAAGUGGAUGAUAUUGCUGAGCAUAGUGUCACCAUUUCAUACUUCUGCAAUGAGAAGAAAAAAUUCUACAUGAAACAGAGGAGCACCAUACACCGCAUUGACAAAAGGGAGGUGAACAACUGUCGUACCAUACGUCACUUUGAAAAUACCUUUGGGGUUGAAACCACUAUCUGCCGCUGAGCCUGCAGCAAGUUACACAGCUGAACGUAGCAGUGCUUUAGGCAGCAGCAUCUGAUGUGCAUCUGCACUCUUCCAUUGCUUUAUCUAUCUCCAACACAUGAAAUCAAAGCAGAACGUAAUCUGGUACUGAGGAUUUCACCUGGUCACACUUCCCUUCUCUAGGUCACAUAUUAAGUUGGUCACUGGUUUAUCUAUGUUUCCACUUCCAGGCCUACUGUCUAGAAUGGAAAUGUAGUGUCACAUAUUAGUAUCACCAUCAUGUCAUUUACCUCUUUUGCCACUACUGUAGUUUGGAAGCUGCUUAAAAAUUUAAAUCUACAUCGGUUGCCAUGGACAGCUUCCUUCAAAGUGUCUGAAGCAGUCUAAUAAAAAAGGAAGCAGGCUGUAAGUACUCCAAACCACAUUAUUUAUUGUGAGCGCUUUCGACAGAGACAAUGCUCCAACUU
Messenger RNA from Protopterus annectens (West African lungfish), 1318 nucleotides. RefSeq names its product integral membrane protein 2C-like. The record is from RefSeq and is a predicted model, not a curated record. The coding region runs from base 114 to 872 and encodes 252 amino acids. Gene Ontology annotation, biological process: negative regulation of amyloid precursor protein biosynthetic process. The transcript has 7 exons. Gene Ontology annotation, molecular function: amyloid-beta binding. Gene Ontology annotation, cellular component: plasma membrane; extracellular exosome; Golgi apparatus. NCBI's taxonomy places the organism in Eukaryota, Metazoa, Chordata, Ceratodontiformes, Protopteridae.